AGUGGGGGCGGCUGGCUCGCGCCGAGAGAGCGGUCGCCGGGAUACUCCGGUAAACAACUUCCGCAGCAUGUCCCAGCUACAGUUUCUGGAGCUGCCCAAAGGAGUUUACUUGCCCUUGACUAUAAUUAACCCUGGUUUGUGGUACUGGAAAGAAGAUAGUAGAACACUCGAAUUUUCAUGUGCCCAGCUUAAGGAAGAACCUAAGGACAGUAAGGACAAAAAUAAGAAAGGCAAGACUAUCCAAUUUCAGGAACUUGGAGCAAAGCCACUAGAAAGGUCAGGUCCUCAUUAUUUUCGAAAUUUGUUUACCUUGAGUGUUUCUUCUGGAGAAGACAAAUUCCCUCGGCCAACCAAGAGAGCACAGUCUGAACUCAUAACUCUAGAAGAUGUUAAGUAUGCUGCUUUAUUUCUGGCACAUGAAGAUGAUUCCAUUCACAUUUCUUCUUUCUCCUUAGUUAUGAGGUGUAAGCAGUUGGAUAAUUUCCUCAUGGCUUUGUUGUACUAUAUUUCUUUUUAUCUGGAGAAAAUAACCCUGGAGAUGAAGCCCAAGUCUUUUAUGGGAAAGCCCAGCAUCCUAGAAAAAAAAGAAAUGACAGAAAACCAAAUAAAGCUAGCAGUGACCAAAAAGCACCUUGCUGAAAUGUACUGUAUCCUUAUCCUUGGACUGGGAAUGUCUGAUCAGCAUCACAUGGCUUGUGGAAA
Protobothrops mucrosquamatus (brown spotted pit viper) is the source of this 702-nucleotide messenger RNA. It is a transcript of the gene PPP1R36, whose product is annotated as protein phosphatase 1 regulatory subunit 36. Gene Ontology annotation, biological process: negative regulation of phosphatase activity. Lineage: Eukaryota; Metazoa; Chordata; Lepidosauria; Squamata; Viperidae. Gene Ontology annotation, molecular function: phosphatase binding. The record is from RefSeq and is a predicted model, not a curated record.